Neolamprologus brichardi is the source of this 2545-nucleotide messenger RNA. RefSeq names its product hyaluronan and proteoglycan link protein 3 (gene hapln3). Gene Ontology annotation, cellular component: synapse; perineuronal net. The record is from RefSeq and is a predicted model, not a curated record. Gene Ontology annotation, molecular function: hyaluronic acid binding. NCBI's taxonomy places the organism in Eukaryota, Metazoa, Chordata, Actinopteri, Cichliformes, Cichlidae. Gene Ontology annotation, biological process: cell adhesion; glial cell differentiation; skeletal system development.
CUGGUAGGACGAUCCGGUGAGCAGAAACAGAGGAUGAGGAGUAAGUGAAGCGAAGACACGCUCAGCGGACAACUGCUUUUCUUUUUUAAGCUGAAGGAGCUGAAUGAGCUUUGCUGCAGACCGCAGUAGCCAUGCUCAGUCUACUGCGCCUCCUUCUGGUCACCUGCGUGUAUCUCCUGCUGCUGCCGGGCUGUCAGGGCAGGAUCCUCGGCUACACGAACGGCUUUCACUACCAGGACAUCAGCAACGGGAAUGGACACGGAGAGAUCUAUUUUAAUGGGAUUCGUCUCCACGUGGAAUCCCCUCAGUCUUCAGUGUCAGCCACUAGGGGGAGCACUGUCACCCUUCCGUGUCACUACCACUAUGAGCCUGAACUGACUAAACCACGCAAGACCCGUGUCAAAUGGUCCUGGUUGCCUGCCAACACCAUGACUCCACAAGUUUCUGCUGAUGCCUUCUUCAAGGAGACUGAGGUUAUGGUUGCCAUGGGAAGCCGCCACCGCAGCUACGGCAGCUUCCGUGGCCGCGUGCGCCUGCGACGCUCAGCGCCAGGGGACAUGUCUCUAGUAAUCAAUGAGCUACAGGUCAACGACACAGGAAGAUAUCGCUGUGAAGUGAUUGAUGGCCUGGAGGAUGACAGUGUGACAGUGGAUCUGGAGCUACGGGGUGUGGUGUUUCCUUACUACUCUCAGAAAGGACGCUACCAUUAUAACUUCUUCAGGGCCCAAAGAGAGUGCCAGGAUCAGGACGCUACUUUGGCUACAUUUGAGCAGCUCUUUACAGCAUGGGAGGAGGGGCUAGACUGGUGUAAUGCUGGCUGGUUGGCUGAUGGCACAGUGCAGUAUCCAAUCACAAUCCCACGUGAUGGUUGUGGGGGCAAGAACUUGGCUCCUGGUAUACGGAGCUAUGGACAACGAGACCGUGUCCUUCACCGAUAUGACGCUUUCUGCUUCGCUGCGUCUGUUAAGGGGACAGUUUACUUCUUAGAGAACACAACCAAGCUCAACUUCACUGAAGCGAUCCAGGCUUGUUCCAGUGAUGGAAGUCAGAUUGCCAAAGUGGGCCAGCUGUAUGCUGCAUGGAAGCUGAUGGGAUUGGACCACUGUGAUGCAGGCUGGUUGGCUGAUGGAAGUGUCCGUUAUCCUAUCACAAAGGCCCGGGCUAACUGUGGUCCAUCACAACCAGGUGUGCGUAGUUUUGGGUUCCCCCCUCAGUACCUGAAAUUCGGUGUCUACUGUUAUCGGUAGAUGCUCUGUUUUAACGCGGGACAAAUUAAACCAUACUAAUAGUGAAGCAGGUUAAAGCUCUGCUUGAGAGGUUAGCAUUAGAUAUAGCCUGGAUGCAAAUUAGCAGUUAGCCAGUUUAUUCCUCUCUGAGCUAUUUUAAAGUGAUGGAAUUUGGUUUAUCUCUCUCCAUCUCAAAUAGACCAAUGACACAAUUGACCAUGAAGCAACUGUUAAACUAACUGUGGACAUCAGUCUUGCCGACAUGUCAUUGUUAAACAUGUAAAUCCAAAAUCAUGGGUGUUAUUAUGUUGCUGCAAGAGCAUUCACUCUUUUUCCAUCACUCUUUUUCCAUCACACCUGUCACUAUCCAUUUGACAGUUGUUCCUGUUUAGUACACAACAGAGGGUGAUAUGUCUGUGGUCACAGCUGGGUUUCCAGUUUAUCUCAGAGGUGUUAGUUGGGGUUAUCACCACUGUCUCAAGGCUCACCCAUUGUGCUAGGUAUUGCCAAAGUCCCAGUGGUGGCAUUAUAGUUGGAGGCACCAUUUAUUUGACCUGCAGUGAGGAAGUUUGACCAUAAACUCAGCCUGACACCAAACAACAUGAAAGUACCCAGACAAGCAAAUGUUCAUAUACUGUUUGCCACUAAGUGCAACAUGUCUCAAUCACAGCAAAAUCUUGCAGUAAAAUGCACAAGGCCAUUGUUUAUUCCUGCAAUUAAAUGAUUUGUGCUGUCAGUUUCCAUCUCUGCUAAUUUAACUUUAAACUUUCUGCAGCUAUUUUGAAAUUUGGUUGAAGGUUUUUGACAUUGAUCCACCACCAACACUGAUUCAUUUGAUGACUCAUUUCAAGCUCAGGGAAGGUGUACAGACUCAGAAAAGUCAUCUUCCCAUCCAAAUUAUUUCACUGGUGUCCAAUCAUAGCUCUCAACCAUAUAAUUCAGAAGUUUGCACUGACCCUUUAACCAAAACAAUACAAAGAUUAAAAAAUAACAAGUUGUAAUAGCUUUAUACCACAACCACAGACUUUUGUGGAGCAUCUUAAUGGUUAAGGGAGUAGAUUUUUUUCCCCUCUAAGAUCUUUCCAGCUGGUCCACAGUUUUCUGUCUUACAUUUGAACAUUUUAUACAAAUAUAAUGUGUUUCUUUUUAUUUUUAAAGGCUGAUUAAGAAUUGUGUUCUCUGUUGGAGGAGGAAGUUCUGGUUCUCAGUAUUACACUACCCUGUUUAUGUUCAUUGUCAAAGAAUAUUUACAUACAAACAUACCUUUUUUGUUUUCAUUAUGUCUGUGCAUUUGUACUACUUUCUACAAACUAAUAAAA